This is a messenger RNA of Cryphonectria parasitica EP155, 1365 nucleotides long. RefSeq lists its product as uncharacterized. Bases 1 to 1137 code for a protein of 378 amino acids. The record is from RefSeq and is a predicted model, not a curated record. Lineage: Eukaryota; Fungi; Ascomycota; Sordariomycetes; Diaporthales; Cryphonectriaceae. Gene Ontology annotation, molecular function: acyltransferase activity, transferring groups other than amino-acyl groups. The transcript has a single exon.
AUGGCUGAUCCUUUCAUCGUUGACCAACCUAUCACCACACAAGAUGUCGUCUUCACUCGAGCAGAUGAGACGAUCCGGAGACUGGCCUGGCGCCUCAACGGCGAGGCCUGGGCUGCACCUCUGGACAUCGACACCUACCUGGACCGGGAGACACACCUCUCCUCACAGGCCCUGACCAAGGACGACCGCUGCCUAUACUGGAUCCUCGCACACAAAGACGACGGCACACACAUCGUCGCCUCCUGCGAGUCCAUCAAGAAGACCGUUUAUAUCGCCGGCAAGGGCACCGGCGUCAACGACGGCUUCGUAGAGACCACAGGCUAUGCCAUCGCCAGCGUCUACACCAACCCAAAGUACCGGCGUCUGGGCAUGGCCGCCUACAUGUUGCGCAAGCUGCAGGAGUACGUUGACGCCGAGAGCGAGUGCAGCGCCCUGUACAGCGACAUCGGCAGGAUCUACUACUCCAACCUGGGCUGGAGCGUCUUCCCCUCAGAGCAGGUGACCAUCUUCCUGCACCAGGACCAGUUCCCCCUGCCCGAGAAGCGGCGGGCGCGCUACCUCAGCCUCCAAGAGCUGCCCGCGCUGUGCGAGAAGGACGUCGCCGCCCUCAAGGCGCGGUUCCGGCGGUUCGCUGCGGACCACACCAGGACCCACGUCGCCUUCGCCCCCGACCACGCGCAGAUCUCCUGGCAGCUGGCGCGCGAGACCUUUGUCACCAAGUGGAUGUUUAACAGGGGAAUUGAGAACCGCGGGGCCAUCACGCACUGCGGCCGCAGCUGGGUCUACUGGGACCACGACUGGCGCGAGAAGAAGCUCAAGGUCCUGCGCUUCGUCUUCCUUGACGUCAGCCCCGAGACCGGUGAGCCUGUCACCGAAGAGCAUAAAGCCUGGGACGUGGUGGAGCUGCUGCAGGCCGCUGCUGCCGAGGCGGCCGCGUGGGGUCUGAAGCAGGUGCUCGUGUGGAACCCGGACGAGGUCACCACCAAGGGUGUCAAGGGCUUCCAUGACUUUCAUGAAAAGGAAGUGGAUGUCGUCUUUGAGGAGAGGCACAGCUCCAUCCCGAGUUUCAGGUGGAAGGAAGGGAAGAGCACUGCUGAUACCGUGUGGGAGGACAAUUAUUACUAUGCGUGGUCUUGAGAGAGGGUUUGCGCUGGUAUAUUCUGCAUUUUGAAUGAGGCGUAGGACACUUAACUUAUGAAAAAUCUACACGCGGGGACAGGGGAGAAGGAGGUGUUAUUUGGCGUUUUGCAUAUGCUGGCUUGUUUGCGAAGGCAACGUUGGACAUCAUGAAUGAAACAAGCAACUGUAAUUUAGCUUACUUGACUUGAGAUGAACCACAGAAAUUGGAUCCUAAUUGAGAUCACU